Messenger RNA from Lasiosphaeria miniovina, 712 nucleotides. RefSeq lists its product as uncharacterized. The coding region runs from base 102 to 587 and encodes 161 amino acids. The transcript has a single exon. NCBI's taxonomy places the organism in Eukaryota, Fungi, Ascomycota, Sordariomycetes, Sordariales, Lasiosphaeriaceae. The record is from RefSeq and is a predicted model, not a curated record.
CGACUGACUAUUGGCUGCCGAAAGGAAAGAGUAAUGAAGACAUGAGGAGGAGGAUGAUGAGGAUUAGCCGGAGGGAGGCAUUGCGUCUUGGGUAGAAGCCUAUGUGGGUGAGUUUGCUUGCUAUUUUCCCCCCAUCCCCUAUGUUUAUUUCUUUUCUCAUCCUUUCUCUUUCUGAGGUGACACGGGCUUUGAGAGAGACACGAGGAAACGAUAUGCUCAUGAAAGUCGAUCAACUCGACACUGUCCGGCUUCUGGUUGUGUGUGUUUUUUCCCCCCUCGCCACUCUACCUAGUGUGAGUAAAGCGCAUCCAACAUGCGGCUAUGGUGGUCAUGCUUCUUACCCCAUUUCCCUAUUCGUUUCAAAAACUGCCUUUAUCCAACUUCUCUUCUCUACGCAGGCUAGAUACUGGCCUGUCUCUAACCUCUAUUUAUUUGUCCCGGGCACGUUUCUGGUGGGUACAUGCAUGCAUACAUACCCUAUACCACCUUUAGCUAUAAAGCAACGUAGCCUGUUUUUAGAUAGCAGCAGCAAUAUUAGCAUCAUCAUUGCUGGCACAGUUUGUAGUCUCGUUGUUUAUAGUGGUUGAUGUUCACCCCGCCCCAACCCAACCGUACCGUGCCUAGACGAGAUCUACCAGCGUGCCACAUUAUGGUAGUAGGAAGAUCCGUCAUCUGAGGCUGAAAAAAAACUAAACCGAAAAAAAAAACAGUC